CGCUGGAAGGGCCCCGGGCAGCGAAACUUGCCGCGGCGGGUGCGGGGUAAACACCGUGAAUGGGCGGAGAGCGGGGAGGCUCCUGCCGGGGAGGAGCGGGAGCGCAGCGGGAACAGGGAAUGCUCUGCCGGGGCCGGCGGCACUGCCCGCGGCCACUCCUGCAGUCACCUCACAGGCUUUAGCUGCGCCAGGCGAGGUUGAGGUCGGGCAUUGGGAAGAAAUUCUUCACGGAAAGGGCUGUCCAGCACUGGAAGGGGCUGCCCGGGGAGGUGGAGGAGUCCCCACCCCUGGACGUGUCCAGGGAAGGACUGGACGUGUCACUCGGUGCUCUGGGCUGGGUGACAAAGUGAUGUUCGGUCAUAGCUUGGACUCGACGAUCCUGGAGGUCUUUUCCAACCUGAUUCUGUGAUUCUUCCCCCGGCGACGGGUGGUUUGCACCGGGCUCCUGCCGCAGGUGGCAUUCCGGCCACUGGCAUGUCUGUGGCGGUGCUUUUGGGAGGUUAUUGCUGCUUUUCUGUUCAUUCUGGGUGGAGAAGCAGCCUUGUUCGUGCAUUGCCAUGGGUGACCACUGCUUUCCUGUGCUUCCCUAGCUGCUGAAGCCACUAGGAUUUGAUGAUGGAGGCUUUACUGGAAGGAAUGCAGAGAAAUGAGCAGGGGAGCGGCGGGUUCCUGACCUCCUGCGAGGCCGAGCUGCAGGAGCUGAUGAAGCAGAUCGACAUCAUGGUGGCUCACAAGAAAUCCGAGUGGGAAGGGCAGACACAGGCUUUGGAAGCUUGCCUGAGUGCUCGGGAGCAGGAGCUUUCCUCUGCCAGGGCUGCUCUGCAGGAAAAACAGAAGGAGGUUGGCCUGUUGAGGCGCCAGGUCGAAGAGGUGGAAAAAUCCAAGCAGGACAUGGCUAGAGAGUAUGAACAACAGCUGAAGACGUUCCAAGAGGAGUUGUCCCGGCUGAGGAGGAGCUAUGAGAAGCUGCAGAGGAAAAAAGCAAGAGGAGGCAGAGGAGAUGCUAACAAGGGACAAGAAGGAGAUGAGUUUGAAUUGAGCAGACUGACCAGGAAGGUGGAGGAGUUCCGACAGAAAUCGCUGGAGUGGGAGAAGCAGCGCCUGCGGUACCAGCAGCAGGUGGCAUCGCUGGAGGCUCAGCGCAAGGCUCUGGCAGAGCACUCCGAGCUCGUGCAGACCCAGCUUGCCAAUCGGAAGCAGAUCCUGGACUCGGUGGAGCUGGCCAGCCGCUCGGAAAUCCAGCACUUAGCCGGCAAGCUGGAGAGGGCCAAUGACACCAUCAGUGCCAACGAGCUGGAGGUGGAGAGGCUGAACAUGAGAGUGGAUGACCUGAGCGAGAACAACCGCCAGAUUCUGGCAGAUCAGCAGAGAGUGCAAGAGGAAUUAAGGCAGUCCAAGAAAAUGGUAGAGGUGCUGCAGGAUGAAAAGAGGGAACUGAAAGCCACCUUGCAGUCUCAAGAGGAUUUCAUUGACAGCUCCAAGCUGCAGCAGGAACAGUUACAGAAAGAGCUGGCCAGGAUGACUGAAACUCUUCACACAAAGGAAUUCCUCAUCAGGGCCCUGGAGGAACGCUUGCAAGGGAAGCAGUUGUCUUCUCCGGAGCUGGAGCACGUGCUGCUGCAACUGGAGGUUGCCCAGAAGAAGGAACAGCACUUGCAGUCGGAGGUGACUCGUCUUGAGAACAGCCUGGUGUCUUCAAAUGCCAGGUGUGUGCAGCUGAGGGAGGAGCUGGGUGAGAAUAUCAAAGAGCUGCAGUCCAUGAUAGACCACCAGACUGAGUCAAAGGCGGAGAUUAAAAAGCUGAAAGAGCAGCUCUCUCACGCUGAGCAAACACACAGCAGUGAGCUGGAAGGGAUGAAAAUGGAGAUCUCCAGGUUGACACAGGAGCUGCACCAGCGGGACAUCACCAUUGCAUCGGCAAGUGGCUCCACGUCAGACCUGGAACAGCGGCUGAGGGCGGAGGUUGAAAGAGCAGAGAGGAAAGCAGUGGAGCACAGGGUAGUUCUGGUCCAGCUGGAAACCUUGAGGUUGGAAAACCGUCAUCUCUCAGAGAAGCUGGAAAAAACCAAGUGUGGUGUGCUGGAGGGAAAAGAUGUGACCCUGAGAGCACUCAGGGAGGACUGUGCUGUCGAGCUGCACAAGCUGAAGUCUGAGAACCAGCAGCUGCGGAAGGACCUGGCGGAGACCAGGGCGAAGCUGGAGGUCAGUGCACGGCUCUGCCUGGAUGAACCCCGGGGCACUGCCCAGCAGGAGCCAGGCAGAGAGCCCCAGGCCAGGGCUGUGCAGCACAGGACAGCUCGGGAAGCACAGCAUGUGCAGGAUGAACAAGCAGCCAGGAUACAUCUCCAGCCUGAUGGGACUGCUCAGCAUCAUCACGGGGAGCCCCAGCGAUGUGGGGCUGCUGAAACGGGACCUGUGUCCCCCGAGAUGGGUGAGCCACCCUCCCAGACCAGCAGGAAGAACUGCCAGGAGUCACCUGCCUUGCUGGGAGCAGAGCCUUUGCUCCAUGUGGUGGAUGGAAACAAAGAUUUUGCAGAUGAAGCAUCCAAGCAGCCUGUCUCGAAUCAUCAGAGGGAAUCUGUGCCUUUGUGCCCCUUGCCUACAGCUUCUGUUGGAUCAAUAGCUGCAAGAUACCUGGAAGAGGAAGAAGUGAGAUCCCAGCACAUCCUGGAAUGUCUGAACGCUCACAUUGAGGAACUGAAAAAAGAGAGUGCAAAGAUAGUGAGACGGUUUGAACACCAGGAGUGAUGUUUCUUGUGGAAUUGGAAUGCUGGAAUAUGUGGUUCCAAACUGUGACUGGAGUGGUGCCUAUAAAUCACUUGCCAUCAGAAUUUGAGAGGCCAUGUCUCCCACUUGGAGCUGAAUCAGCAGGAUGGGAGCUGAGGGAAAGGAACUCCUCUCUGACAUGUUUGUUCUGAUGAAAGGUGUUACACCACAAACAUUUUAGUCAGCUUGGUGGGUCAGAGACCUGCAUCAGAGCUCACAAAGACUUCGGUGUUUUUAAGAAGCAAACCACUUGCUAAUUUUUAUGUAAAGUAUUUAAAGUAUAUUUUAUACAUGUAAGAGCACUGAAAUAAACCAGAAUGACAAACA
Molecule: messenger RNA, 3093 nt
Organism: Neopelma chrysocephalum (saffron-crested tyrant-manakin)
Lineage: Eukaryota; Metazoa; Chordata; Aves; Passeriformes; Pipridae
Gene: CEP63
Product: centrosomal protein 63
Exons: 15
Coding region: 613-2748 (711 amino acids)
Biological process (GO): centriole replication; de novo centriole assembly involved in multi-ciliated epithelial cell differentiation
Cellular component (GO): centriole
Source: RefSeq, a predicted model, not a curated record